Molecule: messenger RNA, 2248 nt
Organism: Vespula vulgaris
Lineage: Eukaryota; Metazoa; Arthropoda; Insecta; Hymenoptera; Vespidae
Product: mpv17-like protein 2
Exons: 3
Coding region: 441-1010 (189 amino acids)
Biological process (GO): mitochondrial ribosome assembly
Cellular component (GO): membrane; cytoplasm
Source: RefSeq, a predicted model, not a curated record
AUGGAAGAAAAAUAAAUGCGGCAAAUUGAUCUCAUUAUUGGUUUUGAUCGAACGUGUGUGAUUGUUCUACAAAAUUAAUAUUAAAAUAGUGAAAUUGUUGUAUAAACUAGUUUUUUAAGUUUUAUAAUGGCCCAACUUUUAUCACGUGAAUGAUAUUAUAUUGUAAAAAAUAUAUAAUGUUUCUUAUUUUAUCUUUUAUUACGACACUAUCACGUGUCUAUCAUAUCAUUCAGAAGUUACUUUUAUUUCCUAGAAAUAAUUUUACUUUAAACGUGUUUAAAUUGUAAUAUUUAUUUAAGAUAUGAAAAAAAAUUGAGCAUUACGUACGUUAUUUUAUAAUUUAACCUACAAAUUGUACCGUAGCUAUUGAUUUAUUCUUAUAUCAAAUCCUAUACUCAUAAUGAGAUUCUAUGUUUCCUAUUGAAAAAUGAAACUAAACAAUGAGAGGAGCCAGAUGGUUCUAUAAAGUAAACGCUAUAAAAGAGCAAUUAUUUUCAUCAAAAAAUUUAUUAUACACCAAUGUAGCCAUAUCAAUUUCUCUUUCAGCUGUAGGAGAUAUUAUAGAACAACACUAUGAAAUAAUCAAGGGUGAAUGGGAAAAAUGGAGUCCAAGCAGAACAAGAAAUAUGGCCGUGAGUGGCAUGUCCAUUGGUAUACUUUGCCAUUACUGGUACAGAUACUUGGAUUCCAAGUUAUCUGGACGCACUAGUAAAAUUGUACUGAAAAAAGUAAUUAUUGAUCAGUUUGUCUGUUCACCACUUUGUAUAAGCAUGUUUUUUUUAACAUUAGCAUUAUUGGAAAGAAGUAAUUUGUCAGAAUUAAAAACUGAGAUAGUAAAUAAGGCACAUAGAUUGUACUUAGCAGAAUGGGUAAUAUGGCCACCAGCACAGAUCAUUAACUUCUAUUUUCUUCCAACUAAAUACAGAGUUUUAUAUGAUAAUACUAUAUCUCUUGGCUAUGACGUUUAUACAAGUCAUGUGAAACAUGACAAAGAUAACAUAAAAUGUUAACAUAAUUGUAUUUAUAAAUAAUUUUAAUAAUUGUUUAACACAUAGCAAUACUGAAGCAAAGAAAUAUUUAAAAAAAUGUUGUUCUAGUUAGAAAUGUAUCUACUGAAAUGACAUUGUUGCAUAAUGAGUUUUCCUGCCAAUAGGACUAGUAUUGUAUUAUCUUAUCUGAAAUUGAUGUAUAAGAUUUUCUAAGUAAGUGUCAUUUGAAGCGGUAUCUAUAAAUCAUAAUUAACAAGAGUAAACAUAUUAUGAGAACAUGUUCUUAUAACUUUUAGGUAUACAAUUUGAUAAGUGUAAAAAGAUCAUUUAUUUUUUUAUCUUUUAUAAACAAUAUCUAAAAGUUUGUUGGUAUUUUUAAAUGGAAUAUUAUAAUUUUUAAUUUCAAUACUAUAAUGUAAUAAUUCAUAAGUCAUUCAAAAAAGAUGGAAUGCAUAUCAAAAUUAAAAUAUAGGCAUAAAAAAAAGAAAGAGAAAAAAAAAUCACUCACGAAAUCUUCAAGUUUGUCUUCAUGGUAAAAAUUCUUUAAUCCUUAUCAGAUUCUACACAAAAAAUCAUAAGUUCUCAUAUGUUUUUUCUUAUUUAUUAUAAUUUAAUGAUUGUCUUUAUCUUAUUCGACACUUAUUUAAGGAUACUUUAACAACCUCGAUAAAUAAAUAAUACAAUAUAUAGUAAUAAAAACUCGAAUUAUGUAAAAGAUAAAAGGAAUUAUAUAAAAAAGUCAAUAUGUGUGAAAAAUACACGUAAAUAAAAGUGUGAAUAAAUUAAAUAAUUUGUUUCUCCCAAAUUCCUGUUUUUUUUUUUUUUUUCUUAAAAUAUAGCAGUUGAAAUGUUUUACAUAGUCCGUCAUAUUAUAAUGUAAUAUUAAUAAAUAUGAUAAAUUAACUGUGUAUUACCCAUUGUGUAAGAUUCGAAUUUGUACUCAGAUACUGAAUAAUUCGAAAUGUUCAUGGAAAAUAAAAUGUAUUGCAUUCAGAACAUUCCAUCGUGUAUUCCAAUAGGUACUAAUACAGCAAUAAAUAAUAAUAAGUUCCGAGCUACCAAUCUCCAGUCAUUUGGUACUGCAUAUGGUACCAACGUAAUUGUCAAUCUAUGUAUCUGUCAAUAGAAAAAAGAAAAUAUAAUAAAUUCUGUAAUACAUGUAGGAAUACUAAUGUAGCAAAUUGAAAGGAAGUACUACUUGCUUCAUGGCUUGCACAAAUGAAGAUAAAUGAAGUAAUUAAAAGAUUUAAUACUGGAAA